Molecule: messenger RNA, 746 nt
Organism: Aspergillus brunneoviolaceus CBS 621.78
Lineage: Eukaryota; Fungi; Ascomycota; Eurotiomycetes; Eurotiales; Aspergillaceae
Product: VanZ family protein
Exons: 2
Coding region: 99-746 (215 amino acids)
Source: RefSeq, a predicted model, not a curated record
CAUCGCCAGACCUUCGACCUCUGUGCUUCCUCCCAGCCAGCUCUGGGCCGCUGUCCACCAACUUCUGAUUGUUUCUUAAUUUCCUCCUUCUCCUCAUCAUGCGAAUCCGCUAUCCUUUUGCGGGCGCCUUUGUCUUCCUCCUCAUCCUGGCCGCCUACAUCGGCCUCCUCCCCCACAGCGACUCGUCCAGCAUACCGUCCCAGCUGCAACCCAAUGACAAAUUCCUGCAUGUCGUGACCUUCUUCCUCCUGUCGCUCGUCUUCUACUGGAUCCCGGACACCUCGCGCCGCCGCACCCUGCACCUAACCCUCGUCGUGUGCACCCUCAUCCUGGGCAUCGGCUCCGAGAUCGUCCAGGGCCUGCUCCCCAACGGCCGCACCUUCGACCCCUUCGACCUCCUCGCCAACAUCGUCGGCAGUCUGGGCGCCGUCGGCCUGUGCAGCUGGUACCAUCGCCGCAUGCUCGACCGGCGCCGCAAGGCCCGCUUCGGCAGCCUGGGCGGCGGCGACGGCGCCGACGACGACGUGGAGCUGGGGCUUGCCGGCAGCGGCGGCCACCACCUCGAUGACGACCAUGACGGCCUCGGCCCGCAGGAGACCGGCGUCCUGAACCUGGAGCAGGAGGUGGACAACUGGGACGAGAACGCCGUGGACAAUUGGGACACGGAAGAUGGGCCGGACGAGCUAGGCGGGACCGCCGGGACUUCGCCGGGGGAGGCCGGGGAUGGGAAGAAGCGGAGUGAUUGA